GGAGUGAGCCCGGAUGGCGCUCCCUGCCACCUGUAAGUCGUGGUUAUUCUUGGUUAUGACAGCCAAUCACGUUCCCCGCUGAAACCAAGAUUUGUAAGCAACGGCCAAUCAGCGUUCCCGGAUGAAACCAAGAUUCGCAAGCAACGGCCAAUCAGCGUUCCCGGCUGAAACCAAGAUUUGCAAGCAACGGCCAAUCAGCGUUCCCGGCUGAAACCAAGAUUUGCAAGCAACGGCCAAUCAGCGCUCCUGGCUGAAACCAAGAUUCGCAUGCAAUGACCAAUCAGCGCUCGUAUCGCUAUCAUGAACCUGUCUGCUAGUAACAACCAAGAAUUGACCAAUCAACGUCAAGAGCCCCCCAGAGCUUGCGGAUUACGACCGGAGAAACAUCUUCAGAUUUGCCGAGUAAUCAAAAUAAAGUAUAACGUUACAGUUUACUACAUCUUUACUACAACUUCGUACACAAUUCACAGAGCAAUAAAGUAUAACUGUAAGUUACUACAGCUUUACUACAGCUUCGUACACAAUGGAGCCUCGCUUCAGGAGACGGGCUGAUGGCAGCCUGAAUCUUUCGGACACACUGGAAGCAGCAAAGGUGAAGGAAGCCAACAAAGGAAAGCCUUACACAAGACCCCUGUCCCCGGAAGCUGUGCUGGACAAGGCCAAGAAAAGCUUAAGUCAGCACCAUGGAGAUCCAGCUAACAGAAAGCACCUGCUGGGUUUCUUUGAAAUCCAGUUUGGUAUCUUUCGUGGGCAAACAUUCAGGUGGGUUGCAGAAAAUGCACUAGGGUAUGCUGCUUACCUGGUUGCAUCUAUGAAGAGGGACCCCACAGGAGGCAGCAAAGACUCUCAAGAACAUGCCCACAACAAGGGGAGUUUCAGGGAGUAUAUCGAGCUCUUUCCUUCUGGCAAAAUUGCCAUUGCUAUGAAGGAAGAGCAAAAUGAUGCAAAAGCUUCCAAGCACGAUGCCCCUACUCAGCAAGCUGCACCCACCCAGCACGCUGCACCCACCCAGCACGCUGCACCCACCCAGCACGCUGCACCUACCCAGCAUGCUGCACCCACCCAGCACGCUGCCACCACCCAUGCUUCCACUGCCUCUCUACGCUCCCUCUUGGUUGGGAAGUUGCCUGACCAAAGAACCCUGACCAAGACCAUAAAAAGGAUGGUUUCCCCCAUCAAAACCACACCUUCUUUGGCCCAGGCACGUGCACGACCCUCUGCCACCCUCACCCAUCCAACUGUGUCCAUUGAGGGAGCCACAGGGCCCACAGCCACCCUCACCGACCCGACUGUGUCCAUUGAAGCCACCGCAGGGCCCUCAGCCACCCUAACCCACCCCUCUGUGUCCACUGAGAUAGAUGACAGCACACUGCUGGCAGAGGCAACUAUGUUUGAGGAGGCACAUGUGGCAUCAAAACGAGUCUGUCUUCCAGCUGGAUGGAUACACACCCUGCCUGAAGUAGACCAAAGGUGGAUAUCCAAGGCCCUGUUCAGGUGGGCUGCACCAGGCCGUCCUGAGCUGAUCUAUAACAGGGUGGACAAACUUUGGUGGUAUCCUCCACCAGUACCACUGAAGACCAGUAGUGCUCCUUCCUUGGAGAAUUACUUUGGCCAUCCUCUGCUGCUCUGGAUGCCACGAAAGCUGUGGCAAUUGAAGCUGACCUGUCCACAUCCAGACUGUCAGAAAGACCUUCUGACCUCAGCUGGCCUGCAUCAAAAGAUCAGGGUCGUGAUUGCUUUAAAUAGUGUGUACUUUGUGGCAUCUGAGUACCUGGCCUGCCGAAGAUGUAAGAGAAAGGUCAUCAGCUGGAGCCAUGAUAUCGUCUCCCAACUCGACAUUGGCCACAGAGUGCAGUUCCCCUGCAUUCUAACCUCAAAACUUGCAUGUGACUUUCAGGUAGUAUGUUUGAUGCGUCAACGAGGCCUGGGAAACAGCAGCAGCCAGAUCCAGCGCAAGCUGCAGGAGCGUCAUGCUGAGGUCUGGUUGCAAAAAACAGUCCAAUAUCUUACAGAUUGCAAGGGGAUUGCCAGUGCUGUCACAUCAAGCUUGAUACUGCCUGUGACAUUUGAACCGCUUCCUCCAAUGCCUUCUGUCCCUAAGCACCGGUGGCUGAUGCAGGUCUAUGCCCAGGAUGUCCUGCAACGGCUGGAUGAGAUCAAGGCCGCUAUAACAUCACAAUAUGGUCGGAUCUUAAAAAUGGAUUCCACAAAAAAAGUAGCCAGAAAACUAGCAGGACCCAGCUAUGGCACCGCUGCCUGGGCCACCAAUGUUGGAAAUGAGCAUGGACAGGUGAUCAUGUCCGUGCUCACAGCAAGUGAGGGUUUUGGUCUUGGGCCAAUGAUUGAAGGCCUCAUUAAGAGAUACAGAGUGGCUGGGGUAGCUCCUCCCGAGGUACUGUAUGUGGACCGAGACUGCUGUGGCAACACUCUUCUGAGGAGGAUGUUUGAAGAGUGGGAGCAAAUGACCAUCCGGUUGGAUAUAUGGCACUUUAUGAGGAGAUUUUCUGUGGGUUGCACCACCGACUGUCACCCGUUAUAUGCCACAUUUAUGAGUCGCCUCAGCCACUGUAUUUUCAUGUGGGACCAGGACGACCUGACGGCCCUGAAGAUGGCAAAGCGUGCAGAGCUAGAAGCUGACUGGAGACCAUCAUCUGAAGCUGAUGUACUGCGCCGUAUCAGCCGUAGCGAGCUAGCCCUACAUUGCAGGAGAACCACUCGUGGGACCAAGGAGACCCUGAUGAUGAUUGAGAGCCUCAUUCAGGCCUUUGAAGGAGAUGCUGGUCGUGACACUCUGGGAGUCCCUUUAAUAAACUCAGCCCGGAUGAGUGAGAUCAUAAAGUCCCAGCGAAAGCAUGUGGCCUGCAUCCAGGAUCCUCAAGGUGUGCAGCUCUACAUGCAGACGGGCACUUUAAUGAAGGGAGGGCAUCGUCUGCCAACUUACCGCUGUGCCAGAGGUUCUACUUCGCUGGAGUCUUUUCAUCUGCACCUCAACAGAUUCAUCCCAGGCACGCUGGCAAGUGACACCUUUUUUCAGGCGUAUCUUUUGGAUGGACUUGCAAGGUGGAAUGAGGACCGGGCUGUGGCAGCAACAACUGAUGAGCAGCAGCCACAUUCCUAUAGUCAUCUUCUCCGUCAUGCUGCCAAUAUUCUUGCAGAGGAGGUCAUGGGCAUGAAAAUCAGCCCUUAUGUUGGGCCAAGAAAGUACACUGGUGAACUUAUCGGAGUAGAGUAUCUUUACCAGCAAACUGGUAAAGUUCUGCAGGACUACAGGUUGGCCAUUGAAGAGUCUGAGACCACUGAGGUUGCUAUAGAGGUGGAGGAAGCUUAUGAUGAACUUGAGGAGUUUCAAGACAUCACUGUCCCCACCUUUGACACAGAGCGGAUACCUUCUGCUGCUUCACAAGCAUCAGUGUCUGCAGCAUCAUCUUCAACCCCUCCGGCAACCAGACCCAAGUCAUCACUGUAUGUGUCACCAGUGAGAUCUCCUGUCACCAGCUCUACGUCAUCACUGUCUGUGGUCCCUCCAAUACCAGUCAGAUCUUCUGUUUCCAGCUCACUGCACACUCAGACAGCACUAUCUCCUGGCGCACAUAGCUCCCCAGGUAACCAAGGGUCCACAGAAACUGACCUUCCAACAUCUGAAGAGAACCCUUCGCAUGAUGAUUGUGUUGGACCCGAUAAUAUUGAAGGUUAUGGAGCUGUGCAGGACUUGGCAGAGUAUUUGUUCAACCUUAGAGAACACCGUCUGGCCUUAACUGGAGAAGAGUCUGAUCAAAUCAUCAACCUAUGGCAGGCAUUGGGGGAGUUUGAUAAGAAAAAGACCACUUACUCGCCACGUCACCAAACCAACCUAAAACAGGGACGAUUCAGGGCCAGUAAGAAGAAUGUGGCACCAGGUGUGGAGAGCACCAGAAGAUGUUUCGUUGGGAAUCGUAGUCCUGCACAGAGGCCUGACUGCAACAGAGUGGUGGAGGGCAUCUUCAUAAGGCUCUGUGCUCUCUACCAAAACGCGGUGCGUGAUAAUGGAGAGAGGGUCACCCGCUUCACAAUGAUUGCACGAGUCUACAGACAUAUCCGAGAGUGCAUCCUCACCAAUGAUAGGGUGAUGAGAGAAACCACCAUCCAGCUUCCACAGAUGAACGCUAAAACAAUCUCAGACUGGGGCGGAACCAAAGUUAGGGAAGUUUUGGUUCCGCCCGGAAGGUUUCCCCACCGGGCCACAUAUGAAGACGGACCUUUUUACUUCCUGGUUUCCAGGGCAACGCUAACAGGGCUUUACGAGCCACAGAAAGGGAAGCGAUGGACACGAGAGCGAUGUACACGGGGAGCGAUUGACACGGGGGAAGCUCCUUUGCCAAAGGCAAACAAAGACACGCACCUUUUGAAGAGCCCGAAGGCUCUGUUGAUCCGGGGAUCGCUGAAGCGACUGGAAAGAGGACAGAGCCACAGGAGGCGAAAGGAAGGCAGGCGUGGAUCGUUAAGAAGGAGCACCCCGAAAGUUAGAGGUGAAGGAGAUCCGCUGCCCCGAGGUCUCUACGAAGGGGCGCCCCGGUCCGGUUUUCGAUUGCCAACGGGCGUCGAGGAAAGGGCAGCGCUCGACCCGGUGCGACGGCGUGACACUCCCGCCCCUCUGUUGGACCAACGAGCCAGCCGAGAGGGUUUGGUCCCCGGCGCUAUCUUGGAAACCACUGCCGGUCGACGCAGUACGCCUAUCAGUCAUCGUAAGUCCGCCACCCCGAGGAGUAUAGCGUUCUCCAAGCGUGACAAGUCACAGGAUGUGGGGGUUACAAAGCAGGGUAUCAAUUUCCCAGAUGCACCCAUGGCUGGACCUGAGAAGCUUCCUGCGGCUUUGCAGAAAGGGCCGAACCUAUUUCCAGGGAGCUUGGCUGAGCCUCACCUUUUUGUCCUGCCAAGAAACACUGCUGGGGAGGCAAAACUCAAGAGGAGGUCACAACCUCCAGCCAUCUCCCAGGCACCACCAUCACAUCAAAGACUCCCUAUCAUUGCACCAGCAAUACCCGUCUCUCUGCCUUUCAUUUUGCCCUCCCUGCAGCUUCCGACAGUUGUAGAUACAUCGUCUUCAGUGCCUGGAACUUCACAGGUGGUGUUCUUUAACGUACCUUUACCUUCUGCUAUGCCACCAUCAGCUCAGACACAAACAUCCAGUCAAGCUGUACCUUACUCCACUCAGCAGUACAGGAAGAGAAAACAGAUGAGGGAGGACACUGGAACUGUCACACGCAAAUAUGUGAGGAAGACAGAUGUUAUUCUUUGUAGAAAGUGCAACAAAGAGAGAAAGCCACCAUCACAUCUUCAGUACUUUGGCAACUGGUACUGCAAAGAGACUGAGACUCAGUCAUAUGCUGAAUGGAGGGCAUGUGCUGGAGGGACGUGCAACCCCGGUUCGAAUCCGGGUCACGGCAGUCCGUCCAUGGUGUGGGUGGAUCAUCCCACUGGUGCCCCUUUUGUACCUACCUGA
This is a messenger RNA of Misgurnus anguillicaudatus (oriental weatherfish), 5479 nucleotides long. The record is from RefSeq and is a predicted model, not a curated record. NCBI's taxonomy places the organism in Eukaryota, Metazoa, Chordata, Actinopteri, Cypriniformes, Cobitidae.